Molecule: messenger RNA, 1575 nt
Organism: Momordica charantia (bitter melon)
Lineage: Eukaryota; Viridiplantae; Streptophyta; Magnoliopsida; Cucurbitales; Cucurbitaceae
Gene: FBH4
Product: basic helix-loop-helix (bHLH) DNA-binding superfamily protein
Biological process (GO): regulation of transcription by RNA polymerase II
Cellular component (GO): nucleus
Molecular function (GO): protein dimerization activity; RNA polymerase II cis-regulatory region sequence-specific DNA binding; DNA-binding transcription factor activity, RNA polymerase II-specific
Source: RefSeq, a predicted model, not a curated record
AAAUAGCAAACUUUGUCUUCUUCCCCUUCCCCUAAUCAAAAAAAGGCAGCGAGUGGGGAAGGCCGGAUUUGCCCACCUUUCUCUCUCUAUCCGUACAGUUUCUCUCUCAUUACCCAAAAAACAAGAUCCAUUUUCAAUUUCUACUUCGCCUCCUUCCUCUAACCCUUUUUCUUCCUCACCCCUUUUGCCCCUUUUGACCACUGAUUUUGAUUCUCCCUCUAAUUCUUAAUAUCCCGCUUCUUCUUCUUCCAUGGCUUCUGAUUAGUUUGGUUAUGGGUCCGUUUUUUGAACCCCUUUUUCUCUUCUGGCUUCUUCUAUAAGAUCUUAUCUCCACUCCGCUUGUUUUCUAAGCUCCAUUUUAUCCCUUGAUUGAAAGCGAGAGGAAUUCCCCAGAAGUGGGAUUUAGAGGACCGAUUUUGGGGGUUUUGAUUCAUGGGUUCGAAUACCCACCAGAGUUUUCAGCAACCCAAUUCGGCGUUGCUCCGAUUUCGGUCUGCUCCCAGUUCUCUGUUCGCUGAUUUCGCUCAUGGGGUUGAUUCGAAGCGGUUGAAUCACUUCGAGGGCUCGGAAUCCGAGCGAUUUGUUUCCAGAUUUCGCGGCGGCGGUGGCGGUGGAAAUAGUAAUGACUCCGAAUCUACGGCGGCCGGAAACUACUCCUCUGCCCUGCCGCCGCAUUACCCCCGCCACUCCUCCGCCGUGAGUUCUUCUUCUUGUUCCUCGUCUUCGGCUUCUUCUGCUACAACUUCUUCUUCUUCUUCUUCAAUGAGUUGCUCUUAUGGGUUGCUGGGUUCUAAUCUUGCUCGCCAGAAUAGCUCUCCUCCUGGAGUUUUCUCUCACCUCAAUCAAAACGGCUAUGGUGGGAGAAAUUUCAGUAGGUUGAGUGGGAGUAGUAAUGGAGGAGAAGUUAGUCCACCAUCAAACAGAUUGAACAACUCUCAAAUUAGCUUCUCCUCUUUGCUACCUUCUUCUCUGGGGAUGCUUUCUCAGAUAUCUGAACAAGUUGGGAGUGAAAAGCUUGCUAAUACCAAUGGGGAGGCUCAGUUCUUCGGCUCCUCCGGGUUCCCGUUCGCUUCCUGGAAUGAAUCGUCUCAGUUCUCCCAAGCUUUCCCCUGCGUCAAAUGCGAUCCCGAUCCCGAAAGUAACAGGAAGUUGUUUUCUAGUAAUCAUCAGAACGGCGAGAUCAGUAACCGAGUUCAUUUGUUAUCGCACCACUUGAGCUUUCCCAAGAACGCGUCCGACAUAGCUUCCAUCGAGAAGUUGUUGCAGCUCCAAGAUUCCGUGCCUUGUCGAAUUCGAGCGAAACGAGGCUGCGCAACUCAUCCUCGCAGCAUUGCAGAACGGGUGCGACGAACCCGAAUCAGCGAGCGUAUGAGGAAGCUACAAGAACUUGUACCAAACAUGGACAAGCAAACGAACACAGCGGACAUGUUGGACUUAGCGGUCGAGUACAUCAAAGAGCUUCAGAAACAGUUCAAGACGCUAAGUGACAACCGAACGAAAUGCGUGUGUUUGAAUAUGCAGAAGCCGGUAUCGAAUCAGAUAAUGUGAGGUAGCUUCUGUACAUAGAGAAGAGAA